Messenger RNA from Linum tenue, 759 nucleotides. Lineage: Eukaryota; Viridiplantae; Streptophyta; Magnoliopsida; Malpighiales; Linaceae. The record is from the annotation of a GenBank genome assembly.
AUGUUUCUGAUACCACAUGAAGGUAACCCUACUGAAGCCAUUGUGGACGAUGUUUAUGAUUCAUUUGUUGCAAACUAUGGUCAGCCGGCUUAUCUUUCAAACAGAGCAAUCGUCACUCCAACAAAUGCAAAGGUAUCCGAAAUCAAUGAAUACAUGUUACAAUUAGUCCCAGGAGAUUCGAAAGCAUAUUAUAGCUCGGACUCAUUGUUGCAGUCAACAGAAACUGCUGAUGCUUUUGAUCAGUGCUAUCCUGUUGAAUUCCUGAACACUCUGAAAUUCAAUGGAGUGCCUGACCACGAGCUGGUGCUCAAAAACAACACUCCAGUGAUGUUGCUUCGGAACCUGAAUCCUGCCCUUGGCCUGUGCAACGGGACGAGGAUUAUGAUCACAAUGUUGGGAAAUGAUAUCAUAAAAGGAAAUAUCAUGGGUGGGACUCUCGACACGGAUGAGGUUAUCGUUCCAAGGAUUGUGCUCAACAUAGAGAACCCCAAGUGGCCAUUCAUAUUGAAAAGACGUCAGUUUCCAGUUCGUUUGUGCUAUGGAAUGACGAUUAACAAAAGUCAAGGUCAGACACUUGACAAGGUGGGAAUUUACCUACCUGAACCUGUCUUCAGCCACGCGCAGCUCUACGUGGCAGUCUCAAGAGUGAAAUCGGCCAGGGGAUUGCGCAUCCUGAUAGACAACCCAGAGGACAUCCCACAUGAUCACACAAGAAACAUAGUAUUCAGGGAAGCUUUUGCUGAUAUCAUGACUGAUUGA